CACUAAUGCACACAUUCAGUGCUUUCAGAUUUGGCGCCGAGCAGAAGUCAGCACGUCCCCAACUCAGAGUGACAAAGAGGAUCCCAGCAUACCUUCUCGUCAUGAGUUAUUCUGCCAAAUUUUGUCUUGUGCUACUUUUAACAUGCUUGUCGCCAAUUAGGGCGCAAGAUGAUGGAUGGUGCUUGGUAGAUUAUGCCAUGGGCAUAGGAGGAGGUGCAAUAGCAGUAGCUGCAGCCCCAUUUGCUCUAUCUGCUAUAGGAUUCACCACUGCAGGUGUUGCUGUGGGUUCAGUUGCUGCUGGUAUCCAGUCUGCAGUAUAUGGGGGAGCUGUGGCUUCAGGCAGCAUAUUUGCAGGCCUUCAAAGUGCAGGUGCAGCUGGCAUAGGAGUGAAGGCAUCUGCUGCUAUCUUUUCUUCAGUUGCAGGAGCGGCCACUUACAUCAAGAAAAGCGUUGCUCCAUGUGAGGAAGGAUCAAAAUGUUAUUCACACCAGGAGUAACUUAGACUGUGGAAUGACUUUCAUAUAUUGGGAAUGUUUUGUAAUUGAUUGCUUAUAGUUGUGUUAAUAGCAUUACAUCAGGGCAGUUUCAGGAAAUUGCUUAAGUUAAGAAUAUUGAAAAUAACAUUAAAUUUCCACACAACAGUUCUUUAGUUUCCUAUUGUCUCCUAGAGAUAAAUUCAUAAUUAAGAAAUAUUUGGAUCAAAAAAUCCUCCACAGACCUGCAUUGAAUUCAUGAAAAGUAAGCUUUUUUUCUUGAUAAGGGAUAUAUAUUGAUAAAAUAAUUUUUUUACAUAAUAGCUGAGCAUUGCAUUGGCCAAGUUCUCCUUCUGCAUACCAGUAGUCUCAGUUCCAAGACAUUAAAGUUAAAGUCCAUAAAAAAGGCAGUUAUGUGGAAUCAUCCUAUCGAACAAGCUUGAUCAGGAAGGAAUUUAGUGCAUGGCAAAAGUAUUACACUAAUGAAUAGUAUGAUGAGUAUUACACUAAUGAUAUGCCAAUUAAAUUCACAAAUUUCACCAG
This is a messenger RNA of Stylophora pistillata, 1016 nucleotides long. RefSeq lists its product as uncharacterized. Gene Ontology annotation, cellular component: membrane. The record is from RefSeq and is a predicted model, not a curated record. NCBI's taxonomy places the organism in Eukaryota, Metazoa, Cnidaria, Anthozoa, Scleractinia, Pocilloporidae.